Messenger RNA from Mesorhabditis belari, 450 nucleotides. The record is from the annotation of a GenBank genome assembly. Lineage: Eukaryota; Metazoa; Nematoda; Chromadorea; Rhabditida; Rhabditidae.
AUGAUUAAAAAUUUGGAGGCAAAUGCGAAUAAGUGUUUCCAAUUACCAGCUGAUCCACUCCUCACUCCAGUGCCCGCUUGUUUGACAACAGAUUGUGCAAAGUGUACGAUGACAUCACCGCUCAUCGAAAUUGAUACAACAACUAGUAACAAGACUAUCCCGUUUUCCAAAGAUAUUUUGAAUCAAAAUGCACAAGGAUGUGUGGUUCGUGUGAUGGAGUGCCCCUCGGAAAUCGCUGGCCUGGGAGCGCGUAUUCAGUAUGACUAUGAUUCCUCAAAAUUCGCAACAAGUGAGCGCUUUGGAGUAAGAGCCGUUCUCACUUGCAAUUCCACCGGAAACGGUUGGGAGUUCACGUCAUCGAUCCGUGAAGGGGAAUAUAUCGGAAAUAAGACGACAGUGGAUCACGUGGCGCAGUGCUUUGGGCCAACUUGUAACAAUACGAAUCUUUGC